GGGUGGUCAUGCCUUUUGGUCUCACCAACGCCCCGACGACCUUUCAAGCGGCAAUGACCAGCGAGUUCCGUGCGAUGUUGGACCGGUUCAUGCUGGUCUACUUAGACGAUAUUCUCGUCUAUAGUCGGACAUUGGAGGAUCAUCUUGAGGACCUUCGACCAGUGUUGGAGACGUUGCGCCGUGCCAAGUACAAAGCCAAUGGCGACAAGUGCGAAUUUGCCCGACAAGAGCUGGAAUACUUGGUCCAUUUUGUCACACCGGAGGGCAUCAGUCCGUUGCCGGACAAGAUUCAAGUCAUCCAAGAGUGGCCGAAGUUGCGGAACGUCACGAAUGUUCGUUCGUUCCUUGGCCGUGCCGGCUACUACCAACGUUUUAUCAAGGGAUACUCGAAGAUCGCGGCCCACUUGACCAAGCUUCAACGCGAGGAUCGACCGAUUGACUUCGGAGAGGAUGCGCGGGAAUCAUUUUUGGCUCUCAAAGCCGCGCUAUUAUCUGCAGAGGUCUUGCGCAUAUACGACCCACUAUUGCCAACACGUGUCACUACGAAUGCGUCCAGCUAUGGCAUUGGUGCCGUCCUCGAACAACUCCUAGCCUUCGUCCACGUGCUCAAGCGGUGGCGGCACUUCCUCCUUGGUCGAAGUCAAUUUGAUGGUGCCACGUCAGCAGUGCCACGUCAGCAACGAUGCCACGUCAGCAACAGUGCCACGUCAGCAGUGCCACGUCAGCAACAGUGCCACGUCAACAGUGCCACAGUGCCACGUCAGCAGUGCCCCGCCACCAUGACGGGCUCAGUUCUGGGCAUGCCAGGCCAACUGGCAAAUGAGUCCAUUGCCGAGUACCGACAGCAUUUCGAAACUCAGCUCGCACUAAUCGCGGCUGAGGAACAACGCCAACUGGCAGCCGAGGCUGUCCGCCUACAGGCUGAAGCGGCGGCAACAGCUGUGAAGCAGCGGCUUCAGGCCGAAGCAGAUGCAGAUACCCAGGCACGCCGCAAGGAAGCCCAGGCUCUGCUACAGCGGCAUGAAGCCACUAGCAUCGAAAAGCUCAAGUUUUGGCACUUUGAACCAGCCGAGGAGCACGACGACGCGACAUCGGAGGAGCAGCACAAGGAAUUCAUGGCCAAACUCGUGACCAGGUUGGUUUACACUUGUAACCACCUGCAGUCCGAGCUGGCGAACCUCCAGCAGGACGUACGGAGCCACAAGGCUCAGCACGAUGAUGCAGCACGGGCACUCGAUUCCCGUGUACAGGACUUGGAGCAAACUGCACCAAGACCGGAGGCUGGCGAGUCCAGCAGUGCACCCUCUGCCCGCCAACUGGAGGAACGAGUUGAUCACGUAGUCGCAAUGCUCGGCGACAUCAGUACCUUCGCUGCACCAGCCACCAUCAGCAAUCAGUUGGACACCUUGAAGACCGAGGUUCAGGAACUGCACCAGCUUCCUAACAAGGAUAGCAACGCCGUGCAGCACUACAAGAUGCCGACAUUCCAAAUCGAGAAGUUUUAUACGCAUCAAGACUCGGUCCUCCGGUGGGAGGGCUUUACAACGCAACUUCGGAUUCUGUUCGUCGCCAAGCACGCGUACAUCGGCGCGUUGUUCCUCAACUCAAAGGGCAGAUGCCAGAUCUGGUUGAGCCACCUGGCAACCGUCCACGACGUCGAUGUCGCAGAUCUGAAAGAUAAGAUCUCUUGGGAAGAGUUAACACGGCUAUGGAAGAAGCGGUUCAUCGUGGACGACGCCCCAGCGCUCGCCAUCAACCGCCUCUUCGCUAUGACGCAAGGCAACACAUCGACGCUACCAACUCCGUUGAUGGACGCCGGAGUAGAGGUUGUCGACCUUCACGCCUACAUUGCGAAGAUCUACCGCGAGUUCAAGACACAACGACGGAGUUUGGACGAGCAUGUGGAACACCUGCGCACCGUUUUGGAGCGGCUACGACAAGCCAAGUACAAAGCCAACCGCGACAAAUGCGAAUUCGCGCGGCAGGAGAUGCAGUACUUGGGACAUUAUGUGACGCUGCAAGGCAUCCGUCCGCUUGCGGACAAGAUCGAGGCCCUACGAGUAUGGCCCGAGCCCAUUAACACCACGGACGUUCGUUCAUUCAUGGGGUUGGCGGGUUACUAUCAGCGAUUCAUCACCGGAUACUCAAGGAUUGUUGCACCUAUGACGAGAUUACAAUCGCCAAAGGUGCCAUUCGUAUUCGAUGACGACGCACGCCGGUCAUUCCAAGCACUUAAGACGGCCAUGCUCAUGGCACCCGUCCUUAGCAUAUAUGACCCCACCCUGCCUACGAGAGUGACAACUGACGCUUCCGGCUAUGGCACUGGGGCAGUUUUGGAACAACACGACGGCGACGACUGGCACCCUGUGGAGUAUUUCAGCCACAAAGUGCCUCCCAUCAAUUCGCUUGAUGAUGCAAGGAAAAAGGAGCUGCUCGCGUUCGUGAUGGCUCUCAAACGAUGGUGGCACUUCCUCCUUGGGCGUCGUAGGUUCACAUGGGUCACGGACAACAACCCAUUGACCUACUAUAAGACGCAGGAUACGGUUAGCAACACGAUCGGACGAUGAAUGUACUUCAUCGACCAAUUUGACUU
Molecule: messenger RNA, 2593 nt
Organism: Chara braunii
Lineage: Eukaryota; Viridiplantae; Streptophyta; Charophyceae; Charales; Characeae
Source: the annotation of a GenBank genome assembly